GGUCACAUGGAGUGUGCCAUACUAUGCCACAACACAGUCGGCUGUCAAAGCUUCAACUUGGGUACAGCAUCUCCAUACCAAUGCCAGCUGCUGACACUUACUACGUAUGACACUGUUGUUACCGGUAGUAAUAGCUUCAACCAGUACAUCAAAACUACUGCUAUGAUUGUUCCAGUGAAGACGAGCAGCCCCGGGCACUGGGGAACUUGGCAUCCCUGGUUCUACUGUUCACCUGGGAGCUACAUGCACGCGGUUAGAAUUAAGUAUGAUGACUAUUACUCAAGCCCAGAUGCCGUUGGAGUGACCCACCUGGAAGUUUUCUGCAAGUAUCCUGAUGGCACUGCUGCCAACAACGCGGUUAAUGGAGUCAUUGAUUUCACACCCACCGGAUCAUGGCUAACUUAUCAAGGAUGUCCUUCGGGAACAUGGAUCAAAGCCUGGGAGCAGUCCGUGACCCCUGCCCUCGGAACUGCCAGUGAUGACGAUGCACUGAACAACCUCGUAUUCCACUGUUCGUCGGACCUGAAUGGUCGUUCUGGUCUAGGAACCUCUCUGCUGGGCACAGGCGAUACUCGCUACCCCCUUUCUCUAGGCGAGUGCCCCUUUUCGUUCAUGGCGUGCGGCUUGAGCCUCAUGGUCGAAGCCUACCAGGGCACUAACGGCGACAACACUGGUGUUAACGACGUGAAUCUCGCCUGCUGUUUCAUCGACCUGUUUGAGUGACUUAAUCUUCUGUGGAGAAGUUUACGGACUGAAUUUCUCUUGGAGAUGCUGGUAGAACAAGUGCCCUGGAUACUCCAACACUGGAAUAAGCUUGUGACUUGAGAAAAGAUUGGAGAAACAAUUCUUAUUUCAUAGCAAUGUUAGUUACUUUUUAAUUUGAUUUUCACUUCAUCAGACUUCUUACAGCAUAUAAUGA
Molecule: messenger RNA, 919 nt
Organism: Penaeus chinensis
Lineage: Eukaryota; Metazoa; Arthropoda; Malacostraca; Decapoda; Penaeidae
Product: vitelline membrane outer layer protein 1 homolog
Exons: 5
Coding region: 7-723 (238 amino acids)
Source: RefSeq, a predicted model, not a curated record